CGCUACAGUUAGCCCAGCAGCAGCGAGUCAGCCAUUGGCCGGUGUGAGCCUGAGCAUCCUUCUAGAAAAAUACCACUGGAGAUAAAAGAUACUGACUGCACUUAUACAGCUCACAUUAAAUCCGAUAAAGGGGAUCUCUUUGAAGACAAAGAGUAUAAAGAUGCCUUCAGCAAUGGUUGGCAACAAUGCUGUCCAGUCUGCCAUUCCAGACCUGGGAAAUGGAAGUCAGUCUGAGGCCAUGAAGCAGAUUCUUGGUGUGAUGGACAAGAAGGUUCGCAACAUGGAAAAGAAAAAGUCCAAACUGGACGACUAUCAGGAAAAGAAGAAUAAGGGAGAAAGACUGAAUCAGGAUCAAUUGGACGCUUUGACAAAGUAUCAAGAGAUCAUGUACAACCUCGAGUUUGCUCGAGAAUUGCAGAAGAGCUUCCUGGCGUUGGGCCAAGAGGUUCAAAAGGCAGUGAAAAAGUCAGCAAGACGAGAGCAGCUGCAGAGAGAGGAAAUGGAACAGCGGAGGCUGAAGACAGUUUUGGAGCUUCAGUUUUUACUGGACCAGUUGGGAGAUGACAGUGUCAGGCAGGACCUUAAACGACCUGAUGCCACCGGUUCCCCUUUGCUCACUGAUGCUGACCUCACAUCCCUUGAUGAGUUUUACAAACUGGUGGGACCUGAUAGGAACUAUGACAUCAGGUUGACUGACCAAUAUGAAGAGGCCUCAGUACACUUGUGGGAACUGCUUGAGGCCCGAGACAAGGCUGUGGCAGGGACCACGUAUAAAGCACUGAAGGACACUCUGGACAAAGUGCUGCUGAGUGGAUACUUUGACAGGGCGCAAACACACCAGAAUGGGACGUGUGAGCAGGAAGAGGAACGAGAGGAGCAGCAGGCUGUGGUGGUUGAGUCUAAAGCUGGGGAGCAGCCAUCAGAACCUGAAGGAACAGCUACUGAAAAAUACACAGAGCCCAUUAAAGUGGAAACCACAGAGUUUGUAAACAGACAGUUCAUUCCAGAAACUGCGUACAGCAGUACAGACAAAGACCAAGUGGAGGAGUGGGCAGUGGAGGCUCAGAUGGUGAAUUCCCUCCAGCACCAGCCCUCUGCCCAACUGGCUCCAGAACCAACCGUUACUGUGAACCAUGUCACUCCCCCUCCGGCCACGGACCCAGUGGUCAGAAAGCAGGCAGUGCAAGACCUCAUGGCCCAGAUGCAAGGAACGUACAACUUCAUGCAGGACUCCAUGUUGGAGUUUGACGGCCAGGCUCUGGACCCAGCCAUUGUGUCUGCCCAGCCUAUGAAGCCAGCGCAGACUGUUGACCUGCAGCAGAUGGGCUGCCCCCCAACCCACUCAGAGUCCAGACUUCCUCAAACAAGUGUGGUGUCGGGACCACAAGAAUCCUCACAAGCCUCGAUGUCUCUUUCGUCUGAGCAGUCCCCUGCCCCAUGUUCCCUGUCUUCUGCCUUCCCACCUGUCUCCAAACCCACCCACACUGGAGGCAUCAAUGUCAACGCAGCACCCUUCCAGUCAGUGCAAGCGGUAUUUAAUAUGAAUGCACCUGUACCUCCAGCCACUGAAGGCCAAGCAGACCCUCUGAAGCAGCCCAGCCAGUUCCCUGGUGGCUAUGCACAGGGGUUUAGCAGCCAGUCAGAGAAUACUGUAGACCAGCCUGACAUUGCACAGGAAACACUACAGUCAGUUGUUGGUGGGUUCAAGCCUCAAGACCAGGUCAUGCCCCCAGCAGGAGGCCAUGAGGAGUCCUCUCCAGGUGCAGGGUUUGGACAGUCUGGCCAGUCCUUUUACAACAGCAGGGCUGUGCCCAGGGGUGGACCCAGGAACGCACGAGGCAUGAUGAAUGGAUACCGGGGGUCCUCUAAUGGGUUUAGAGGGGGAUAUGAAGGCUAUCGCCCUCCUUUCUCAAAUGCUCCCAGCAGUGGUUAUGGUCAAACCCAGUUUAACACAUCUCGGGACUAUUCUAAUAACACCUAUCAGCGGGAGGGAUAUCAGCAAGGCUACAAACGGGGAGCUGCCCAAGGACCGCGAGGUUUGUCUCGAGGUAAUGCUCAAGCAAUGCGAUCCUAAAGGAUUCUAAGGACCGUCAAGUCGCGCCACGUUGAACAUUCAGGAUUUUUGAAUGUGUUCGCCCCAGCUCACUUUUAUAACAAUGUUUUGUUUCUCAUUGGUAAUCUUAUUUUUUUAACUCCUGGCCUACUUAUCAGAGUCAGCCUGCUUUGGUCUGUCUAGAUCCUCUUAAUGUUUUAACACAAAAUGCUGAACUUCGCCACAUGUAGGAUUGUCAGCAUGUCUGUGUGAUGUAAAACAACAAAUAGAUAUUCCUGUAAACUUGAAAGAUUUCAUUAAUUUAUUUUUUGUACAAAAUAAAUGCAAAAAAUACCCUGCCACUGUCGAUCUAGUUCCAUGAGAAUGAUUUUCUUUUGCCCUGUGCUGUCAGUCACCUUUUCUUUUUGAUCUUAUAAUUUUCACAAAGGCAUUUAAUGUUUUUUUUUUUGUUUUGUUUUUUUCUUUUUUAACCCCAGUCACCUCUUGCGCCAUCACCUCUUUGUACGCUGAUGUUAUUGGUUGAGACUGUUUCAAUAAAGUUGUGUUCUAUUA
Messenger RNA from Seriola aureovittata, 2605 nucleotides. RefSeq names its product cell cycle associated protein 1a (gene caprin1a). The transcript has 17 exons. NCBI's taxonomy places the organism in Eukaryota, Metazoa, Chordata, Actinopteri, Carangiformes, Carangidae. Gene Ontology annotation, molecular function: RNA binding. Bases 161 to 2074 code for a protein of 637 amino acids. The record is from RefSeq and is a predicted model, not a curated record. Gene Ontology annotation, cellular component: cytoplasm.